AUGUGUACGGAAGCCCAGCUUCGAGCUCGUGAAUUCGUCGAGCUGCAUGAACAGGUCCAGACAAGCGUGAAUCUGCUCGAUUCGCUGGAAGGGUUUUUGUCGACCUUCCAGAAAGAUCUAUCUGCGGUCUCUGGUCAGAUCUCCAACUUGCAGGACAGGAGUAAAGACAUCGACAACAGGCUAAAGAGUCGCAGAAAAAUAGAGAAGCCGCUGUCAAAUCUCAUAGCGGACCUGUCUAUACCCCCCGCUCUCGCAACACUCAUCCUCGACACCCGCGUCGAUGACACCUGGAUACCCGCAAUUAUGGAAUUUAAACGGAGACUUGAUAUGCUCAAGUUCAGAGUCCGGGUCAAGGCCGCGAGAGACAUGUCAGAAGUAGCAGAGGGCUUGCGGAUAGUGGCGGCCACCAAGUUGCGAACAUUCUUCCUGUCCAUGCUGGAGCCCAUUCGUUCUAGCAUGACCACGAACCUCCAAGUCCUGCAAACGUCAGUGUGGAUGAAGUACCGGCCGCUGUUCGUGUUCCUACAAGAACACGCGGCGAACGUCGCGAAUGAGGUGCAGCGGACGUACAUCAGCACGGUGCGAACGUUCUAUGAGACUGGCUUCCGGAGAUAUCUGCGAGGACUUGGAUGGGUCAAGGCAAGGGUGGUGGAGAAGGCAGAGCCUAUCACCAGUGGCAUUGAUGUACCGCAAACUCCGGGUCACGACCCCGGUCGACUUGCGUACGCAAAAGUGGACGGACCGAGUGUGACCAUGGCAUACGUGGCCGAGGACAAGAACUGCAAAGAACCACUAGAGUCGGUACUACGCUCUGCGUUACUUGUCCUCAUGGACAACGCCACUGCAGAAUACACAUUCAUCACCACGUUCUUCGCAAGUGAGCCCCACGAGCCCCUUCCGACCAAGAGCGGUCCUGGGACACCAGCAAUGUCUCCUCCAGUGUUGUCUCCCACCCGGGGAGAAUUCGAUGAGCUCAGAUCUGGACCAGGCUCGGAGAUUGGCAGCGAGUACAUGUCUCCACGUCAGCGUGUGCUCAGCAUUUCCGGGUGCUGGGUGCCGGCUCCAAGACGGCGUCGCAGGUCUACGAAGGAGGAGCAGACCGCGUUGAACGCGCUGUGGAAACAAGCACUCGACCCCGUUCUCGACUACGUUCAGACGUUUAUCCAUAGCUCGCUUGAUCCUCCCCCACCCGCUAUCCCUCUCUCACCUCAUUCGUCUGACCGAAGACAUGGCCACGGAAGUGCAGCGCGUGGAUGUGGCCGCUGGAGACCUUCAUUUUCGCGCUCCGAAUCAAGAUGUGGCCGUGUUCCAGAAGCUCAUGGCCGAGCACAUCGACGCGCUCCGGAAGCUCGGAGAGAGCGCCGCCACGGAGGGUACUUCCGCCGAGGCACGACGACAACGAACGAGGCUGUGGCGGUGGUGUGCCGACGCUACGUCGUGCUCUUCAACGCGUUUAUUGCACUCACAGACCAGUCCGAGGAAACGAUGAUAUUCGCAAACCUGCUCCGUCUGCGUCAGGAGCUCGUGAAACUCAUCAGCGCGUCGGCGCAGUCAAAAUUCUUCGAGCUGCUUCUCCAGGGUUUGAGUAACGGGCCCCGACCGACAAGUCACCCGAAGGCGCAGAGCGAACUCGCGUACUGGCGCGAGCGCGACGAAGAGUGCCGCCGGCGGUGCUCCCCGCGUAACUGCGCGCAGCACGCCAGCCCGCCGCCUUGCGACUCAGACGGCGGACACGAAGCGGAGAACAAGGACGACUCGGGCGCGGGGUGGAUGGAGCGAUGGAGCGCCAGCGACGGCACAGAGGCGGAGUAG
Epithele typhae is the source of this 1812-nucleotide messenger RNA. Its product is annotated as vacuolar sorting protein. Lineage: Eukaryota; Fungi; Basidiomycota; Agaricomycetes; Polyporales; Epitheliaceae. The transcript is spliced from 10 exons. The record is from RefSeq and is a predicted model, not a curated record. The coding region runs from base 1 to 1812 and encodes 603 amino acids. Gene Ontology annotation, cellular component: GARP complex. Gene Ontology annotation, molecular function: syntaxin binding. Gene Ontology annotation, biological process: retrograde transport, endosome to Golgi; endocytic recycling; Golgi to vacuole transport.